This is a messenger RNA of Drechmeria coniospora, 3429 nucleotides long. RefSeq names its product condensin complex component cnd1. Gene Ontology annotation, cellular component: nucleus; condensed chromosome, centromeric region. NCBI's taxonomy places the organism in Eukaryota, Fungi, Ascomycota, Sordariomycetes, Hypocreales, Ophiocordycipitaceae. The record is from RefSeq and is a predicted model, not a curated record. The transcript has 5 exons. The coding region runs from base 1 to 3429 and encodes 1142 amino acids. Gene Ontology annotation, molecular function: histone binding. Gene Ontology annotation, biological process: mitotic chromosome condensation; mitotic cell cycle; meiotic chromosome condensation.
AUGGCCAUGAUGAAUUUCGACAUCAACGAUGCUCUCAAGCACUACAUGUCGGAUCCGACGACGAUAUCGACGCCCGAAGCCGAUGGCGCCCUCCUCGAGUGCGAAAACGACCCCGAGGGCCUCACUAAUCCCGUCAUCAAUCCGGUCCUCAACCCCAUCAUCGAUGCCGUCGCCGACAACCCCGACGCCAUGAUGCGUCCCCAGCACGUCGACUCGCUGCAGUUUCUCCUCAAGUACACGUCCGUCUUGCCGACGCACGCUCUGAGCAAGAUCUUCGACCUCGUCAUGAGCGGGCUCGCCGCCGAGGCCGACGCCAUCAGCAACGACAUCGACUCCCCCGACGAGCAGGACACGCUCGCCCACCACAAGCAGCUUCUCGAGAUGUACGGCUUCCUGCUGCAGUGGACCAUCGCCGCCGUCGAGGCCAAGGCGGCCGAGAAGUCGUCGGUACCCGCCGCCCGGAGCCGAGGCAAGCCCAAAAAGGGCACCAAGGACGAUUCGUGGGACUCGGCGACGCAGCUGCAGGCGGCACUCGAGGUCAUGUGCAAGGUCUUGAAGCUCAAGCUCGCCAAGAUCUUCCUUACCACGAGCGAGCGCGACACCUUCAUCGGCCUGCUCACCCGGCCCGUCUACAUGAUCCUCGAGAGCGAGCAGCGCACCAAGAUGACGCCGAUCCGCAUGCACUGCUUCAAGGUGCUCUGCGUCGCCGUCAAGCAUCACGGUCACGGAUACGCGGCACAAAUCAACGUCAUCCAGAACCUCACGUACUUUGAGCACCUCUCCGAGCCCAUGGCCGAGUUCCUGCACAUCCUCGCCGAGACGUACGACUACCCCCAGCUCACCGACGAGCUGCUGAGGGAAAUCAGCAACAAGGAGUUCAACUCCAACGACACGCGGGGGCCCAAGUCCAUCUCGGCCUUUAUCGCGAAGCUCUCGGAGCUCGCGCCUCGGCUCGUCAUCAAGCAGAUGACCAUGCUCGCGAAGCAGCUCGACAGCGAGUCUCACACCCUCCGCUGCGCCCUCAUCGAGGUCUGCGGCAACAUGGUCGCCCACCUCAGCCGGCAGGACGAGCGCAGCGAGAACCACAAGUCGCAGCUGAACGCCUUCUUCGACGUGCUCGAGGAGCGGUUCCUCGACGUCAACCCCUACUGUCGCUGCCGCACCCUGCAGGUGUACAUGAGGCUGUGCGAGCUCGAGCAAAAGUUCCCCAAGCGCCGGCAGAAGGCGGCCGAGCUCGCGUGCCGGAGCCUCGAGGACAAGAGCAGCAACGUGCGCAGGAACGCCAUCAAGCUGCUGGGCACGCUCGUCAAGACGCACCCCUUCACCGUCAUGCACGGCGCCCAGCUCUCCCGCAAGGAGUGGCAGCAGCGCCACGACAAGGUCGAGGAGGAGCUCAACGCCCUGCAGCCGCCCCCGGGCAUGCCGGGCCUGGGGGGCGUCAACGAGGCCAACGUGACGGUCGACAACGAUCUCCUAGACGAGGCCACCGAGGUCGGCUCGCCGCAGAAGCCGCAGCGGCCGAUGACGGACGAGGACAGGGCGGCGGCCGUCCGCAAGGCGAGGGAGGAUGCGGCGACGGGCGAGGCCAUCGAGAAGCUCACGCUCACGAGGCGGUACUACAACGAGGCCCUCAAGUUCAUCGACGUGCUGCACGACGCGACGGCCAUCGUCUGCCAGCUGCUCGGCUCCAAGAACAAGAGCGAGGUCAUCGAGGCCAUCGACUACUUCGAGAUCGGCGACGCCUACAACAUCGAGCAGAACAAGCUCGGCAUCAGACGCAUGCUGCGCCUCAUCUGGACCAAGGGCAACAGCGACGAGGGCAAGGGCGUGCAGAUGCACCUCAUCGAGUGCUACCGGAGGCUCUUCUUCGAGGCGCCCGAGACCUUUAGCCCCAACGACGCGGCCAACUACGUCGCGCGCAACAUGAUCAGCCUGACCUUUGGCGCCACGCCGGCCGAGCUGACGUCGCUCGAGCAGCUGCUGGCGACGAUGAUGGACGCCGGCAUCAUCCCCGACGUGGUCGUCUCGAAGCUGUGGCAGGUCUACGGCGUCCAGAGGCGGGAGAUUUCGCGGACCCAGCGGCGCGGCGCCAUCAUCGUGCUCGGCAUGCUCGCCACGGCGAACCCCGAGAUCGUCAUCGGCGAGAUCGAGACGAUGCUGCGGACCGGGCUCGGGUCCCACGGCCGCGACGACCUGCAGCUGGCCAAGUACACGUGCAUCGCCCUGCGCCGCAUCAACCCCGUCGGCCGCCAGGCGAAGGAGUCGACGGCCAAGUUUGCCCGCCUGCCCAACGACCACGCCGUCUGCCGGCGGUUGGCGGCCAUCAGCGAGGCCAUCAACGCCAUCUACGCCAUCUCGAAGCACCCGGACACGCUCUGCUCGGCCAUGAUCCGGCGCAAGACGCGGCAGCUGCUCUUCGUCGUCGGCCACGUCGCCAUCAAGCAGAUUGUCCACCUCGAGCUGUGCGAGCUCGACUUUAAGCGCAGGAAGCAGGAGAAGGAGAAGAUGGCGGGCGGCAAGACGGACAAGGAAAAGGAGGACGCCGACGAGCUGGAUCUCAUCGGCGGCACGACCGAGGACGACUUCACCGAGGCCAUGGCGCACAUCCGGGAGCGCGAGCUGCUGUACGGGCCGAGCUCGCUGCUCGCCCUCUUCGGGCCGCUCGUGUCGGACGUCUGCGCCAAGAACAACGUGCACGCCGACAAGGGCCUGCAGGCGGCGGCGACGCUGUGCCUCGCGAAGCUCAUGUGCGUGUCGUCGGAGUACUGCGAGGCCAACCUGCCGCUCCUCAUCACCAUCAUGGAGCGCUCGCCCGACGCGACGGUGCGGUCCAACGCCGUCAUCGCCCUCGGCGACAUGGCCGUGUGCUUCAACCACCUCAUCGACGAGAACACGGACUUUCUCUACCGCCGGCUCGCCGACGACGACGCGUCGGUGAAGCGGACCUGCCUCAUGACGCUGACCUUUUUGAUCCUCGCCGGCCAGGUCAAGGUCAAGGGCCAGCUGGGCGAGAUGGCCAAGUGCCUCGAGGACGAGGACCGGCGGAUCGCCGACCUCGCGAGGAUGUUCUUCACCGAGCUCAGCACCAAGGACAACGCCGUGUACAACCACUUUGUCGACAUGUUCAGCCUGCUGAGCGCCGGCGGCCGCAUGGACGAGGAAGCCUUCCGGCGCAUCAUCCGCUUCCUGCUCGGCUUCGUGGAAAAGGCAAGUACCAGCUCCGCUCGGACGAAUUCGCCCGCUGACCGACGGCCGCAGGACAAGCACGCCAAGCAGCUCGCCGAGAAGCUCGCGGCAAGGUUGGCGCGCUGCGAGACGGAGAGGCAGUGGAACGACGUCGCCUUUGCGCUCGGGCUGCUGCCGCACAAGAACGAGGAGAUAUCGAAGCUCGUGUCGGACGGGUUCCGAGUCGUCCAGACGGCCGCGUAG